AUGGCAGGCUUCCUGGUACCAGAUUACUACAAGCCUGAUCUGCCCAACAGGAAUGAUAUGAUCGUUGCCUCGAUUGCCUGGGGCUUCUCCCUGGGCACCCUGAUUUUCAACUUCGCCAAGGCCGUGGGACAGACCAGGUCGUCGUAUAGGCGGAGGAAAACGUUGACCGUCUACAUGGCCCUGGUCUGGGCAGAAAUCAUUUCCAGCCUCAUCCUCGGUGUCAUCUGUUGGCUGUACCUGCGCGGAUACAUCCAACCGAGCAUGCAAUAUUUCUUCUUCGUUAUUGUUGCAUGGUCGACGCAAGUACAAUGCCUCAUCCAAAUCAUCAUCAACCGAGUUGGCCUCCUCAUGGUUGUCCGUUCAAAUGCGACUCGACUCAAGUGGUUGUGCUUCCUCAUCUUGCUGGCCAUCAACAUCAGCGUCUUCUGUAUCUGGGUUCCUGCCCGUCUUCAGAUCAACGAGACGUAUAUCCACGUCAACAACAUUUGGGAUCGCUGCGAAAAGGUCAUUUUCGGUAUCAUGGACGCGGCCUUGAACUUUUUCUUCAUCUACACUGUGAAGCAACGCUUAGUUGCAAACGGUUUGACAAAGUACACCCGGCUGUAUCAGGCGAACUUGGUCCUCGUGACGCUUUCCAUUAUCUUGGACGUGCUCCUCAUUUGCAUGAUGUCUCUGCCCAAUGGUUUCGUCUACAUUCAGUUCCACCCCGUCGUUUACCUUCUCAAGCUUCAUAUCGAAAUGAACAUGGCCGAUCUCAUCGGAAAGGUUGUUCGUGCGAGCAACAACAACGCCGAUAGCAACUACGACUACAACCGAUCCAAAUCCGGCAAGACCACCUCCAAUACUCACCAUAGCCGCUUCGCAGGCACUCUUACUACCAGGACGCAUAUUGAGCUUGGCGACGAGGACGAACAAGAGCUGCAGGAGCGUGAGAAUCUCCAAGGAAUCAAGAGAACGGUCCAGACACGUGUGGUGGUGUUGGAUCCGCACGGGGACGAAGAAUCCAUUCCUGAGCACCACCAAAGAGCUGUCAGCGAGGCAAGCUCAUCACAAUGA
This is a messenger RNA of Ilyonectria robusta, 1056 nucleotides long. RefSeq lists its product as uncharacterized. The transcript is spliced from 4 exons. Bases 1 to 1056 code for a protein of 351 amino acids. The record is from RefSeq and is a predicted model, not a curated record. NCBI's taxonomy places the organism in Eukaryota, Fungi, Ascomycota, Sordariomycetes, Hypocreales, Nectriaceae.